AUGAAGCUUUGCAAUGAAACUGUAAACUCACUUGAUGAGACCAGCAAUAACUUGUUUAAAAUCCGGAACAGUUGUAAGGGUAUUACUAACCAUCUGGAGAACUUUCUUAAAGCACAAGCGUCAAAUCAACCCUCUGACAAGCAGUUGAACAGCAUUCGGACUUGUGCAAUUCGAUGCAAGGAAAAAGCAGAUUCAGUGGAACAGAAGCUCUUCAGUCUGAGUGGUCUUUACAAUGAGCUCCUGGUGAGGUGUGCAGAUUCCCAGAUUGCCAGUCAGGAUAAACUGAAAGAAAUAAGGGAACUCCUGGGAAAAGCCAGUGAAAGGAAUAAGGCAAUAAAGAAAGCAGAGAGUGAGUUAGACAAUGAAUGGAGUCAGGUUUCCCAAGGACGUGAGGAAGUCCUCAAUAAAUAUGCAGAUCUCGCAGUGGAGCUGGGGAAAGCGUUAGUGUUUCUCACAAAACUGAUAGCUGAUCUCAACCGCAAAGAAUCUUCAGAAUCAAACUUGGAAAUCAGUAAGUUCCUCAGCAUGGUUCGAGAACAGGCAGAACAGAAGAUCAAAGAAGUAAAACACAAGCUGGAGGAGUCACAAAAUGAGUAUAAAGAUUGUUAUCAAAAGAUGAAAUGUUUGGAUGCAGAGAGUGAGCAAUUAUCAAGAGCGAUACAGGACACUCAGUCCCAGGAGGAAGCUGUCAAGACCAACUUACAGCUGAUGGUUGAAGGCCUGGAGGUACUUGGGAACAUCCAAUCCAACUGGUCAGAUAUGAUCAAAUUCAUUCAAUACGUCCCCAAGUUAACUGAAAGUUUCCUAAAGACAUUUGCCAAGUUUGGCAGUAAGGCUGAAGGAAUUCCAAAGUGUGCUCCAGAGAUUUUAGCCAGCAAUCAGAUCCAAGUGUCCCAGGCAGUCAGCAUCAUGAACAUCAUUGAGAAAGUGUCUGAAACCUACGUGCAGAUUUAUGAGGAUUACCUUCAAACUNCGCUGCGUGACCUGAGCUCAUUGCUGGGUGGACAGGGCUCAGACAACAAGUUUAAUGAUAUUCAGAGAAAAUGUGAAACAGCAAAAGAGAAAAUACGUGUUAGGGUCACUCAGAAACAAGAAGCAUUUACCAAGGAUGGAACUGAAGCUAUUAAAAACCUCUCUGAUUUGCUGAAAUAAGGAAAUCAAUCUCAGAAAUAGGAGCGGGAGUCAGUCAUCCUCCCCAAUCCCAGAUCCUGCUGCACCAAUCAAUGUGCUGAUCUUCUGCCUUUGUUCAUUGACCUGUCUGUUCCACUGAUUUUCUGGUGAAGGGUCUAGGCCUGAAACGUCAGCCUUCCUGCUCCUAUGAUGCUGCUUGGCCUGCUGUGUUCAUCCAGCUCUACACCUUGUUAUCUCAGAUUCUCCAGCGUCGGCAGUUCCUACUAUCUCUGUCACACUGAGGAGACACUUUAUCUGUGGUUGUGACACCUUCUGCAAAGAUGGAGACCAGAACUGCACACAGUACUCCAGGUGUGGGGGUCACAAAAGCCCUCUGUAAUUGGAGCAAGACAUCUGUACUCAUGUACUGCAAUCCCAUUGCAAUAAAGGCCACCAUGCCUGUGCCUUCCUCAUUCAUCGCUGCCUCCCUGAUGACAUUACAUUAAGAGCACACCCAGAUCCCUUUCAAUAUGAACAUUUACAACAUUCACACAUUUUAAACAAAUUAUUCUGCUUCACUGUUUUCAAAGCUCCUUCAUCUGUCACAUCCUUGCCUAUUCACUAACUUGUACAUAUCUCCUUGUAGCCUCUCUGCCUUCAUAACGUAUAAUCCCUCCUGGUUUAAUAAGUACCAAUUUUGCAUUUGUUUUUACAAAAGAAUUUACAUUUAUAUAGUGCCUUUCAAAACUACAAAUCUUCCCAAAAUACAUUCCAACCAAUUAAGGUGUAUGUAUGAAGCUUUCAGACCAGGGGAAUUUCAAAGAAUGCGAGGUGAUGUCCUUGAAAUGUUUCCAGGCCUGAGGAGUUCUUGACAGGGUAGAUGCUGGAAAGAUGUUUCCUAUCCUGAAGGAGUAUAGAAAUUGGGGAACUGAUUAACAAGAAGGGCCUCUGAUUUGGGACAGAGGUGAGGAGGAAUUUCUUCUCUGAUGGUUUUUUGGAAUUCUUCACUCCAGAGAGCAGUACAUCCUGGGUCACUGAAUUGAUUCAAGGCUGAGUUAAGACAGAUUUUGGAUCGAGAAACAAAACAAAUGGCAAGGGGGAGAGACAGGACACAGAAGACAAAUCCAAAAUCAGAUCAAACAUGAUCUUAGGAAAUCAUGAAGUAAGCUCAAAGGACCAAGUGGUCUACUCCGACUCCUAUCUCUUAAGAUGUCGUGAAUUCAGAAGCAAAUUAAAAUGCUGUGAUUUUAAAACCUACCUAAAUGGGCAGACUUUUUACCAUCUCAUUGAAAGUUGGUAUCUGCAACAGUGCAGCACUCCUUCAGCACUGACCCUCUGACAAUGCGGUCCACCCUCAGCACUGACCCUCUGACAAUGCGGUCCACCCUCAGCACUGACCCUCC
This is a messenger RNA of Rhincodon typus (whale shark), 2513 nucleotides long. RefSeq lists its product as uncharacterized. The transcript has 3 exons. Bases 1 to 1152 code for a protein of 383 amino acids. The record is from RefSeq and is a predicted model, not a curated record. Lineage: Eukaryota; Metazoa; Chordata; Chondrichthyes; Orectolobiformes; Rhincodontidae.